Molecule: messenger RNA, 1983 nt
Organism: Symbiodinium pilosum
Lineage: Eukaryota; Dinophyceae; Suessiales; Symbiodiniaceae
Source: the annotation of a GenBank genome assembly
AUGUCUAUGGCUCGCCCGAGCUAUUCGGGCUAUGAGGGAGGCAUGUUCCUCACCAACAUGUCGCAGAACAAGCAAGCACCGAAGUGGAGCAUUGCUGGACGGAGUGCUGGCAUGGGGAGCAGGCCGUUGACACCUGGACCUGGGACCUAUGGUCAUCAGACCAAGUCCAGCCGGAGCAGGCAGCCUUGCUAUGGUUUCGGGUCGUCGGUUCGUGACAAGGGCGGACUGGCUGCGACGUCACCGGGACCAGGAGCGUAUGGGGCAAGCGAGUCCUAUGGGUCGAAGCGCCCACGCUCGGCUGGUCCUGUCUUUGGCCGAGCUGCACGAGGGCUGGGAGCCGGUGGCAACACGCCAGGUCCCGGUUCUUAUGUGCCAGACGUGAGUGCCACCAGGCCGCAAUUCCCGCGGCACACCUGCACACCUCGGCGAGAUGGAGCCGACUGGCGCCGACUGUGCUCUGCUACACCGGGCCCUGGAACCUAUGUCAAUGCUGGCUCUGGCUCGGAGAGUCCCAUAUCAAAGUCGGCCCCGCGAUGGGGGUUCGGAACCUCCAACAGGGGUGUGCGGGCAAAUGGUGAAAAUCCAGGACCUGGCCAGUACGAUCUCCGCAGCUUCGUUGCAAACCCUUUCGACAAGUCAGUUUUCCGAAAGAACAACCUGGUCCCCGGCAAGCGGGGCCGCGCCCAGCAGUCGGCACGUCUCGCCUGGUCCGCGGUCGUCUACUCGCAGGCGGCGCCGCGCCGGCGCCUGGCAUCCGUGUUGGGUGUUGCCGAUGCCGCGCUGCGCUUGGGCCCAGCGCUGCGCCUGCCUGGUAUCUCCGUGCAGCUUGUCAGAUUGCCACGAGGUUUGCCAGAAGGCUUGGAGGUCUCUGCGGAGCUUCAAGCUGGGAUUCUGCAGGAUCAGGAAGAGUUGAUGGCCCUGGGACCGCUGGCUCCCUGGUUUGCAGCAGUCAGACAUGAUGCAAAGCCUGGCGCUGACGGGAGGAAUGGCGCCUCCUGCUUCAAUGCCCACCGCUACACCAUCGUGUUGCGCAGCUUGAGCCAACAGCAGGUCGCCAAGGGCUCUUACGACCAGCGUCUGGAGGAGAUUCGGGAGAAUGGGUUUGCCAACUUCUUCGAGCUUUCUUCUUUUGGCCUCGCAGAGGUUCGUCGGUAUGAGAUUGGUGCGGCCUUGUGGUGUGGGCACUGGGAUCGCGCUUGCCAGCUCAUCCUGACCUCAAAUCGAGGCAGCUCCACUCUUGCAGUUGCUUCGGCUGCGUUUGCCAACCGGGAAUACGCACAAGGCCUGGAGAAGCUCCCCACUGACGACAGCUGCAAAGGGCUUAGAGCCCUAGCAAUGCACUUACUCCUAAAGAGGGAUCCCUUGGAAGCCCUGCGCCGGGCUUUGCCUGCAGCGAGAUGGUCGGACUUCCUGGCUGCAGUAGGGCGCAUCUGCUGGAACCGAGCAGCAGCGGCUCGCCUUGCGGAUCUCGGGAAAGAACCUCUCGCAGGUGACCUGGUCUGGGAUGAGAAGGCUGGUGAGCCCCGGGAACUUUCGAGGAAAGAUCUACGGACAGGCCAGUGGCAUCUGAGCGACAUUGUGCUUCCACUCCCCAGGCCUGGUGUGCCGCUGUUGAGAAGCGGCCAGCGGCUGACUAUGGAGGCUGAGCUACAGGCUCUUGUGCCAGACCAGGAUGCGCCCAGUGGCUGCUUUCCUUUGGACACCUCCAAGAUCUUGCCGCAGGUCCGUCGGGUCGUCAGCGUGCCGUCAGACUUGUGUUGGGAUAUAGUCGAGUCCAGCGGGGCCCCUGUGGUGGACUGCGACCUCUCGCGGCUCAAUCCAGUGCCUGUGACGGGCAGGCGUGGCCGGGUUGCCUCUGGCCUUGCACUGCGCUUGCGCUGUACUUUGCCGCGCUCCGAGAACGCUGAGGCACUCCUACGCGAGCUGAUGGCAGCAAACCCCUCGGAGUUUCGGGAGCUUCGCCGACAGGACCACGUCUUCUGA